CACCAUACGUCCAGCUGAGAACAAGAAACGAACCCCAUAGCUUUUCCUCUGUCUUCUCUCUCUCUUCUUCUGUAAAUAAAAAAACAAACCUUUUCGGUUUUCUUUUCUCUCUCCAGAAGAAAUCGAUUCAAUUACCCCCAAAAUUGAAACCCUCAACAACCGGCUUUUUCCUCGUUUUCUCUUCCCAAAAUUCUCAUACAAUCGCUGAGAAUCCAGAAAGCGAGGAAGGAGUUUUGCUUCUAGGGUUUUCAGAAAAUAAAAUAAAAUUUAAGAUAUUUCUGAGAAUUCUAGGGCAAAAAUGAGCAGCUUUCAAGAUCUAGAAGCAGGUCGUACCUUCACAUCAAGAAGAAGUGAUUAUAUAAAUGGAAAACAAGAUCCUACACAAGCUGUAGCAUCAGGUGUUUUUCAAAUCAAUACAUCUGUUUCUACCUUUCAGCGCCUUGUUAAUACCCUUGGUACUCCUAAAGAUACACCUGAACUUCGUGAGAAAUUGCGCAAGACAAGAUUACAUAUCACACAGUUGGUGAAAGAUACUUCAGCUAAACUCAAACAAGCUAGCGAGACAGAUCAGCGUACUGAAGUUAGUGCUAGCAAAAAGAUAGCUGAUGCUAAACUUGCUAAGGACUUUGAAUCAGUUCUAAAAGAGUUUCAGAAAGCACAACGUGUUGCAGCCGAAAGGGAGGUUCAAUAUGCCCCUUUUGUUCCACAGUCGGUUCCUUCCAGCUAUACUCCAAGUGAGCUGGACAGAAAUUCGGAUAAGAACCCUGAACAGCGCACUGCUCUUAUAGAAUCUAGAAGGCAGGAUGUCUUGCUACUGGACAAUGAGAUUGUUUUUAAUGAAGCAAUCAUUGAAGAAAGAGAACAAGGUAUCCAAGAGAUACAGAACCAGAUUGGUGAGGUAAACGAGAUUUUCAAAGAUCUUGCUGUCCUGGUCCAUGAGCAAGGAGCUGUCAUCGAUGACAUUGGUUCGCACGUCGAGAACUCAUAUAUGGCAACUCAGCAGGCAAAAUCCCAACUUGCGAAAGCGGCGAAGACCCAAAAAUCAAAUUCAUCUCUGACGUGCUUGUUGUUGGUGAUUUUUGGGGUCGUCCUGCUCAUUGUGAUAAUCGUCCUGACAGCUUAAGUAUCAAGAACCUUGGUGUGUCGAUCAAUUAUCUUGGGCAAGCCAAUUCUGUUGGACAAGGUGUUAUUAUCAAACUAUGCUUAUCACUUCCGAAAUGUGGUUUUACAAAUCUAGCGUGGAUCACUGCUGACUUUAUCUCAUCUUGCCUCAUGGUUACAUAUAUAGUAUCGUAUAUAAGUUUGGGUUAUUGGUUGGUUACUUGUAGUAAUUCAGUUGCUUUUGUUUGGAAGUUUAUCUUCCUUUCUGUUACCCAUUGUAAGUUGUGUUUUGAGGUUUUUGUUUGUGGUCCGUGCAUUUCAAGUGUCAAUUAUCUAAUUGUCAGCGGUUUGAUCCUGAUAUCAUCAACAAAUUAAAAUUCUUUUGAUUAUUAUAUCAUUGCAUGCAUGUUCUGCUCA
Molecule: messenger RNA, 1518 nt
Organism: Papaver somniferum (opium poppy)
Lineage: Eukaryota; Viridiplantae; Streptophyta; Magnoliopsida; Ranunculales; Papaveraceae
Product: syntaxin-22-like
Exons: 7
Coding region: 299-1123 (274 amino acids)
Biological process (GO): intracellular protein transport; vesicle fusion; vesicle-mediated transport
Cellular component (GO): SNARE complex; endomembrane system; membrane
Molecular function (GO): SNAP receptor activity; SNARE binding
Source: RefSeq, a predicted model, not a curated record